Spizellomyces punctatus DAOM BR117 is the source of this 1251-nucleotide messenger RNA. RefSeq lists its product as uncharacterized. The transcript is spliced from 9 exons. The coding region runs from base 10 to 1251 and encodes 413 amino acids. Lineage: Eukaryota; Fungi; Chytridiomycota; Chytridiomycetes; Spizellomycetales; Spizellomycetaceae. The record is from RefSeq and is a predicted model, not a curated record. Gene Ontology annotation, molecular function: oxidoreductase activity, acting on paired donors, with incorporation or reduction of molecular oxygen; iron ion binding; monooxygenase activity.
CGCCCUUUGAUGGAAAAAGAAGGCGUUGUCGCGAUGUGGUUUGGAGGGCGCUGGAACAUUGUUGCCGGGCAUCCAGACAUGUCGAGAGAAAUCUAUAGUAGAACCGAUGACUUUGUGAAAUCUGGCAACAAUGAAAAGAUUCCCCAUUCUGUUUUGGCAUACUUCUUGGGUGCCAAUAUCAUUUCAACCCGUGAGGAAGCAUGGCAACGCUUCCGCACAGUUCUUGCACCUGGGUUUCGACAGCAUUGGAAGCCUGCCGUCUUUCAAGAAUGCGUGAAGGACAUGAUUGAGGAAAUAGACAAGAAGUGCAAAAAUGCGGAAGUAGUUGAAACAAACAAUCUAAUGCAACGACUCUCAAUGGAUGGUAUUGGAAUGGCCGCGUUUGGCAAAAAAUUCAAUGCCAUCAAAAACCCCAAUACAGCAAUUUCCGUUGCGCAUUCGAUAGUUAAGAAGAGCAUCUUCAAGCCCCUCUUUCUUUUCUUUCCAGUUCUUGAUCGGCUGCCUAUAAAAAGUCGCAUUGAUGCCCGACGUCGCAUUGAUUGGAUGGAGAGCGUGCUGUUUGAAGCAGCUGAAAAGGCCGUUGAAGAGGAUAACCAAGUUCUAACAAUUAUCGCCAGGUUGGUGAAGGCGUAUGAGAGUGGAAUAUUGACGAAGAAGGAAUUCAGGGACAAUUUGAUGGUCAUCUUUGUUGCGGGGCACGAGAAUGUUCAGCAGGCUUUAACGUCGUUGCUUUACCUUCUUGCCAAACACCAGGACGUUCAAGACAAAGCUCGAGCUGAAGUUCAGGCAUACUCGUUAGAAGAGCUAACCACGGCAGAACGCAUGCCUUCGCUCCCUUAUCUCCAAAGAGUUGUAAAAGAAACUCUACGAAUGUACCCACCCAUUCCAAUGCUCAUCAAUCGCUGCACGACUCGUCCCACGUUUCUCGGGCGGUUCAUUAUCCCUGCCCAAACAUAUGUAGGCUGGCACGCUUUUGGAGCGCACCAUGAUCGGCGUGUAUGGAAGGAUCCAGAGGUAUUUGAUCCGGAAAGGUUCGGAGAUGGAGUGGGAAGGUAUGAGUGGGUUCCGUUUUCCGAAGGGGAGCGAAAGUGUCUAGGAAUGAAACUUGCGCUUACAGAAAUGCAAACCAUUGCAGCUGUCUUGCUGCACCAAUACACUUGGGACCUGACUGGGGAUGCAAAAGUCAAGAUGACGCCGGGUGGAUUGCUGGCUCCUGUUGGACUGCGGCUACAGUUUGAGCGGUUAGAGUAA